Molecule: messenger RNA, 1452 nt
Organism: Tarenaya hassleriana
Lineage: Eukaryota; Viridiplantae; Streptophyta; Magnoliopsida; Brassicales; Cleomaceae
Product: F-box/kelch-repeat protein At5g43190
Exons: 1
Coding region: 142-1329 (395 amino acids)
Molecular function (GO): protein binding
Source: RefSeq, a predicted model, not a curated record
UAUAUAUAUAAGAUUACUGAUUUUCCUCUGCAAGUUGCAUUUCUGUCUGCUGCAUUCUGUAGAUACAUACGACUGUAUUGUAUCGAUGAACACGAAGAAGAAGAAGAAGACGAAGUGCUGAACUGAAAAGUCUCUGCAGACAUGUUCCGUCUCAGAUCUCCGAUCAAGAAACCCAUCACGACAGCCACCGCCGUCUCAACUUUCCCGCUGACGGGAACCGCCGUCGCCGGCUAUAUGGAUCCGGUUAUCUGGGCCGGUUUACCCGACUACCUCCUCGAUCACAUCCUCUCCUUUCUGCCUUUCCACAAUCUCGUCGCUCUCAGAUCGAUCUCCAGACAUCUCCGAUCUCUGCUCCUCUGUCCGACCUUCCUCUCCGACAGGUCUUUCUCUCUCCCCUCUUUCCUCCUCCUCUCCCAUCCUCAGUCCUUCCGCUCGUUUCCACUGUUCGACCCUAGCCUACACUCGUGGCGCACGUUACCCCUCCCCUUCUCUCUCCCGCUAACCUGCGCCUCCUCCCUCCUCUCCUCCUCCCGUGGCCUCCUCUGUUUCUCUCUCCCGAGCUCGUCUUCUUCCUCCCUCGCCGUCUGCAAUCCCCUCACCAACUCCUCCCGGCUCGUGAAAUUCCCAUUUUACCCUUUCUCGUUCGAGCUUCUCGCCAUCGUCGCCUCUCCCGAUGGACACCACUUCCGGAUCUUCACUCUAUGUUCUUCGUCGUCGUCCUCUGGGGUUUAUAGCUCUGUUUUCGUGUACGAUUCCAGAGAUAGAUCAUGGAGAAAAUCCGACGGGUUCGAUCAGGUUUUACCCCGUGGGUUCCAUCAAGACGGAGUUUUCUACAAAGGGUCUCUGUACUUCGCCGGAAUCGAGCCGUUUACGCUUGUGAGCGUCGAUCUCGACGGCGGAAAAUGGACCUCCGUCGCCGGAAUCGGAGAAUUUCUCGCCGGAGACGAGCUCACGUUCGUCAGACUGGUGAGCGACACCGAGGGGAAGAAACUGUACAUGGUGGGAGGAAUCGGGAGCAACGGGAUCUCGAGGAGCAUCAAGAUCUGGGAGAAGAGAGAGGAGAUGGACGAGUGGGUGGAGCUGGAGACGCUGCCGGAGAUGAUCUGUCGGAAAUUCACGUCGGUGUGUUACCACAACUACGAGCAUGUGUACUGCCUGUGGCACAAGGGAACGAUCUGCAUCUGCUGCUACAGUUGGCCGGAGAUUCUGUUCUUCCAUGUCGGAAAAAGGACAUGGCAUUGGGUUCCAAAGUGUCCGUCAUUGCCGGAGAAAUGGAGCUGUGGAUUUCGCUGGUUCUCUUUUGUCCCUACCUUGUCCGCUUCUGUGUAAUCGGGACUUUUUUUUUUUUUUGCUGUUUUGAUAGUGUUCUUCGUGAUUCCGUAUAGAAUAAAAAAAAAUUGUUUUUUUUUUCUUGGAACGAUAAGAUUCUGAAUGCAAAUUGCCAAAUUGUCA